AUGGUAGUCAAAAUGGCGGCUGGCCUACCUCGGUCGGGGCUAUUCGAGGUGUAUAUUCGACAGCAGUGGUGUAAGGUAUUUGUGACUUUAAAUGAGGACUCAUUGACGCUGGCGUUGGAUGAAAAUCCAGAGAACCAAUCCAGUGUCACAAACGGCACGGAUACAGCUCGCACAAACGGAAGUACAUCGAAUCAAGACAAACUGCCAGAGAGCAUCACCGGCCAAAAACGUCUCGUCCGGGUUGUAAAAGAGGAACAAAAUGGAUUGGGGAUCAGUAUUAAGGGUGGCAAAGAGAACAAAAUGCCGAUUCUCAUCAGUAAAAUAUUUAAAGGUAUGGCAGCCGACAAAACUGAGAAACUCUACGUCGGUGAUGCUAUUAUGUCUGUCAAUGGAGAAGAUCUAAGGGAAGCAACUCAUGAUGAUGCAGUAAGAGCUCUCAAGAAGGCAAAAAAGGUCGUGGAAAUAGAAGUGAAGUAUAUUCCCAAGGUGAGCCCAUACAUUCGGAAGUCCUCUGCCCUCAAUGAACUGGGUUGGGGAACUCAAGAGGCACAGAGAGAUGCAGCAAAAGCAAACUGGACGGAAUCAAAGGCCAUCCCUCUCCGACUGUGUUACCUCUGUCGCAAUCUUAGCAUGUCUGACCCGGAAAAACGCACGCUGGAGUUACAUUCUCCUGAUGGAAAGAGCUCUUGUAUUUUACGAUUUCCAGACCCUGCCACUGCUAGUGACUGGUUCAGUGCUAUCCACUCCAAUGUGAACUUGCUUAUGUCUCAGUGUAUUGUGGAAGCGAACCAUGUGAUGAGUUCAGCACCCAACUCUCGUGAGGUUCGGCACAUAGGCUGGCUGUCAGAACAGCUGCUGAACGAACAAGGAAACCCAACGUGGAAGCCUGUGUUUAUUGCCCUGACCGAUAAGGAUGCACUGCUGUAUGACACUGCUCCAUGGAGUAAAGAGGAGUGGGCCACACCCUUCCAGAGUCAUCCACUAUUAGCAACUAGACUUGUCCACUCAAAUAACCAUAGUACACCUCAAACAGGAAGUGAAAUAAUGACUUUCGGCACACGGACAGGGACAAGGAACGGAGUGGAAAUUCAUGUGUUUCGUGUGGAGACUCAACGAGACCUUGCCUACUGGUCCAGAGCUUUUGUACAAGGGUCUCAUGGGGCUGCUGCACUCAUCAAAGAGGUGACUUGUGCGGUAGGAUGGCAAGGUCAGGAGUGUAAACUUACCCUACACUACGACCAAGGAUUCGCACUUACCAGUGCCAAACCUCGCGACAGCUCAGAAAAAGUGAACGUUUUCUGGACCUACCCAUAUGAUAAGCUGAGGAUGUCUGCUGAUGAUGGACAGAGACUUAUGUGGCUAGACUUUGGAGAGGAGGGAGAGCAGGAACUGGAUCUGAGAACUUGUCCAAAACCAAUGGUGUUCGUUCUGCACACUUUCCUGUCUUCCAAGGUCAACAGACUUGGCCUUGUGGCAUGACCUCUGAACCCUCAUCUCAGUCAUCAAGUGUUGCCAUGGAAAUGUGUUACUGGGUGAAUUUGGUAAAACGUGGUAAAAUCAUUUCGAAUUACUUUACCAUGGUAUUACAAAGAACUGGUGAUUUUGAAAUGGAAGUAGCUGUGAUGUCGUGAGAACAAUGAAGUCAGUCAUGACAGAUGUAAUUCUAGUGCUUUAUUGAGCAGGAAUCGAGUGAUCAUUCUAUGAUGUCACUUCCCGUGUUUCGAAGACACCUGGGUCAUUUUCGUUUAUCACAGUCCAACCAUACGGACUAGAGUUGUUGAUUUAAGAAAUGGGAAUAGACCUAGUGAUCUUAAUUCAUUUUCCUGCAGGCCAUAGGAAAAACUUUUAAGGCCAAUCUGCAAGCCUGUUAAAAUUUACCUCGGAAAUAUUACAUUGAAAGACAACUCAGUUAGUCUACACAAAGGAAAAUGCCCAUGGAGUGUUGACAUGGCAACACAGAGAUCAUAAACUACAAAAUCACGGAGUGCAUUACAUAUAGUUUUACAUAUUUACAGAAUGGAUCUGUUCACGAGAAACUUGGGUUUUACUAGUGCUGACUGGUAUAUAUCCAUAGGUCAGUGGUUUUAAGGAGAGAAUGAGUGAUGCAAGAGAGAAUGCGCUGCAGCUUUACCGUCGUAGAUCUAUAGCUAUACAAUGUAUUGAGACAUUGUGCAACGUCACAGCGAAGUGUUGAUACGGACAGGAGGCUGUUUCACCUGUGAUAUGUACAGACUCUCCGUAUUCCCCCACCCUACUAAUACCCCUUACCAUAGUGUUUAUAUAUAAUACAAUGUACCACGUGUAGUUUUAGACAAUGUGUUCUACAAUAUGGUGUUGUAUUCAAUUAAUUCCUGAAAAAUCCUCAAAAUUAACAUUACACUUUGCGGUCCUAUUUACUCGUAUCAGUGCCAGUUUUAAUAAUUAUAAAAUGUUUUCAGUAGAUGUCUAUACUCUACAAAAUACUUCUCAGGUUAAACUAGUAAACUAACUUAUUGUAAAUCUACACGGCUAAUUCUGUCACCAGCAUUGUUAUUAAAUCAGUACAUGUAGUCUAUAGACAAAAUGUCUUCAGCUGCUGCUAGAACGGGUACUUCUUGUGGAAGAAUUCAUUUUUGAAAUAUCUUUGAAAUGUUCACAAAUGAAACAGUAUUAAUUAAUAAUCAUAAAGGCAGUUCAUGUAUCGAUACAUCAGUUGCGUCUAUAGGACACUGGCCUUGUCUUCAGACAAAAGACUUUAUUCAUUUUCAAGUAAGCCCCCUCCCCUAGUGCAAAUUAUUCGUUCUUAAGUUUGGGAUGGGCUUAUUUUAAGAUUGAAGAUCAUGUAACAUUUCAGAAGAUUAAUAUUGACUGACCGUGCUUAUUUGUGGAUAAAUAUGGCCUGAUCAAUGUCUACACUAUGUUCCAUCCCACUCUACCAGGCAUAAGUGCUGCAAAAUCUUCACUGAAUCUAGUUGUUGUCUCCUGCUCCACCAGUUGUUCCUGUUAAUCAGCUAUUGAUCACAAUCACACAUUUCAGCAUUUAUAAAUUCUAUUUCAAUGAUACAAUGAUAGAUGGUAAGUGACUUGUAGACAGGGGUUCUCAUCUCAAAAUGUUUAGAGUAACUCUCUACCUAAGUUCUCAAAUGAAAGUUGAGACAUGAAGUUGUAAGUUAUCAAUAAUCAAGCUUUUACACAACACAGAUUGCUGAAUCCUCGUUUUACUUUUCGGAGUUUCUUAUAUUGGUAUCUGUAUACCAAUGUAUAUAUUAUCUGAUUACAGAUUUUAUCUUCUUACCUGGUACUCCUACAAAAUGUUCCAAAGCAAUACAGGAAUCUGUUCAGGGAUUUUAAUAAUUUAUGUUGUAUUUUGUGUUAAGAUAUUUUGUGAUAUGUCUAGGUUUUAUAAGGAGUGGUGAGGAUGGAACUUUUAUUUUACAAGAUUUAUUGGAUUAGAAUAACAUUAAUUUACUAAAGGUUCUACAACUUUUUCUAAAUUCAUGUUAUAAUCCAGACAUUUUAUUAUACAAAUGUCUAUUUCCUGAAGCAACCAGCGUACCUACUACAUCACGAUGAUGUACCUAACGGUAGUAGGUUUCUCUAAAAAAUCAGAAACACAAACCUAGAUUUUUAAGCUAUCAGUAUCUGAUUAAAUGAAGUUGAAAUGCAUUGGGUCUGCAUUCCUAAAGUUGAAUCUAGGGUUAAAUAGAUUGAUGGUAUAUAGGUUAAUUAUAGUAAAUUAUACACGAUCGUAUAUAAUAGGUUAAUUAUAGUAAAUUAUACACGAGUUAUACAUAACUUGGAUCGUAAAAAUGAUAUUUCAUUAAAUACUGUAAUACCAAAUGUCGGAUGCAUACAAAAGAGUGCUUUCAUACUUGUACAAAAUUUCAAGAAUAAAUCCAUAAUCCAUACCUGCAAUUUGGCAGGAUUUUUGUUUCUGUUAAGAUUAUUUUCAGAAUAUUAUUUUUCUUGCAUCAGAAUAUAGUGUAAUGAUAUUAAGAAUACACCCGGAGUUAUGAAAUAUUUGUACAUUGUAUGUGUGUCGGUGUGAAGAAGUGUUACCGGUAUAUAUAUUCGUUAUUGUUGUGAUAGAAUGCACAUUUUCCCUUUAUCGUAAUUUAUGCAAGAUAGACACAAGAGAAGGAUAUUCUGAUAGUCUCAUCUGUAAAGGAAUUCACUUUCAUAUUAUUUACAAAGAAAAUCAUAGAAUUAAUAUUGUAUGCCUUGGUUGUACAUACCCCCUGUACUACUAUUAUAAAGUUUAUGGAUAGUGUUGACUAUUGUAUCUUGCUAAUGUUGAUUUAAGAAGCAAUCCUGUUUCAUGUUGAUAAGUAUGCCGUGCCUUUUUCUGUACAAAUCACAAGAAUGUGUUCAUGUAAUGCACUUUUUAUCUAGGUUGUCUCCCCUUUGUAGUUAAACAUCUUUACUAUUAUCUCCCUUGUUCUGAAAUCUGAAUACUGUACAAUAGACAAGUCCAGUUAAUUGUAAUGAAGCUUUAAAUCAGGAACGAGUAUGUCUCGAGAAACACCCAAAGACACUAUAAAUGAUAAUUAAAGUUAAGCUCGUAAUUUAGGCGAGAUACUCAUUUCUGACAUGAGGUAUUUGUAUACUUGCUUCUUUGUCUUGUUCACCAAAAAUAUGUACUCGGAAUAGAUUGUACUUCCUCAUGUUGUCAUCAAAAAGGCAGGAGAUGUUCUUUACAUAUCUGUUUUGGCUAUCUGUCUACAGGGAAUUGGUGGUGGACAUCAGGUGUUAUAGUUGUGUAUUUCUUAGUUAUUAGUUCUUGUAUGGUUAUAUAUCUAUAGUUUUUCCUGUAAUGUUUCACCUUCAAGAUGUAUUCAUAGUCACAUAAACGUCAGUAAUAAAUUAUCAUAGAGGACCAUACACUUGUGUCAAUGCAAUAUAGUAUUUAUUGUCAUGAGCCUUUAGGCUAGUGAAAUCGUAAAUUACAGCUGAAUAAAUCCCAUGUAGACACUGUAAGUCUAAGAAUUCAUUUAUCAAACAAUUCAUAUUGAUGAGAAAAUAAGCGAAAACUCUCAAUUUUAUUUCCAUAAAAGGCAGGUUUCCAUACAAGGCAGGUUUACUUUGAAUGUACUUUUGUCACUACCCAGGCAGUGUGUUAUCGUAAUCGAGUGAGAUUAAGUUAAUAGAAUACAUCCUAUGCUUGUUAAUGAACAAGCUGAAUCGUUCAACUAUAUAGCAUUAUGGUAAUAAAUCUAUAAAAUGCUAUCAAUUCCUCUGUGAAGAACAGGGACUGCUGUAUUUUAGGGAAAAUCUUAUUUUAGUGCUACAUGUAUUCCAUAAUUAAAAUUUAAUAAUUUACAAAAUUUUGAGAACACCAAAUAAUCAUGUACAUAUAUGCAGCUGCAUUAUGGAUUAAAAUAUGCUGUUUGUAAAUAACAGACGACAAUUUUAACACAGAAUAAUUUGUGUUUGUGUACAGUAAUCUACCCAUAUUUUUAACCCCAGGAGAUUCAAUAUAUGUUGUACGUAAAUAUAUAAUUAUGAUAAUAUUACAACAUUAAAACAUGAUCUGAAUAAAAAUCAGACAAGAUUAUCUGAAUAAUAAUCAGGCAAUAUUAUCUGAAUAAUAUUCGGACAAUAUUUUCUGAAUUAUAAUCAGACAAAAAUGAAAAAGUGAUACAACAUGACGGUCCAGUGUUUAACUAUUAUUUUAAUGAUGACAUCACUCUGAUUUGUUUUUAACAGUAUUCAAUAGGCUCAUGUAUUAGUUUCUAUUCUCUAUCAUUUUCAUGACAGAUAUAAAAUACAUCUUAUUUGAUUUUCUCCCUUUUAAGGCCAAACAUGGAAAACAUAUGAUGAUGAUAUGCCCAUGUACCUUCUUGUAUGUGGUAUAUACAUCUACAAUAGAAUUAUAUCUCACCAACAUAAUGAUUUACUGUGUGGCCUGGUUUAACGAUCUCACCAACAUAUAUAUUUACUGUGUGGCCUAGUUAAAUGAACGAUUUACUGUGUGGCAUUGGCAACGAAUGAUUUACCGUGUGGCCUGGUUCAGCGAAUGAGUUACUGUGUGGCCCAGGUAAACAAGCGAAUAUGUUUACUGUGUAACCUGGUUAAGCGAAAGAUUUACGGUGUAACCUGGUUAAGCAAACGAUUUACUGUGUGGCCCAGGUAAACAAGUGAAUAUGAUUUACUUUGUAGCCUGGGUAAGCGAAUGAUUUACUGUGUAGACUGGGUAAACAAAUGAUUUACUGUACAGCCUGGGUAAGUGAAUGAUUUACUGUACAGCCUGGGUAAGUGAAUGAUUUACUGUGUAGACUGGGUAAACAAAUGAUUUACUGUACAGCCUGGGUAAGCGAAUGAUUUACUGUGUAGACUGGGUAAACAAAUGAUUUACUGUGUAGCCUGGGUAAACGAAUGAUUUUAUUUAUAAUUUACUGUGUACUCUAGACCUGGGUAAACAAACAAUGUUCUGUGUAGCCUGGGUAAACGAAUGAUUUUCUGUGUAGCCUGGGUAAACGAAAGACUCCGUUGUUUAUUGCUUUUGUUUAUAAGAGUGUUUGAUGAUCUUUAAUCUGUUAAAUCAUACUUGCAAUACUGACAUUUUUAAUAUUUGUAAACUAAUUAUAGAUCAUGGAUAAUGUAUAAGAAUUACUGCCCCUUCCGAUUGACAGUCUACAUUGUUGACAGUUUGGUAGUAUGUGUAUUUGUUGUUAUUGUUGUUGUUGUAGAUUUACGUUUACUCAAAAAUUUAUGUUAUUCUUUUAUGUAGUUUAUUUAAUUCAUCUUCCCUGAUUUUAUUUAAGAAUUUUUAGAAUAAAAUAAUGGACUAUAA
Messenger RNA from Pecten maximus, 6772 nucleotides. Its product is annotated as beta-1-syntrophin-like. The coding region runs from base 1 to 1479 and encodes 492 amino acids. Lineage: Eukaryota; Metazoa; Mollusca; Bivalvia; Pectinida; Pectinidae. Gene Ontology annotation, molecular function: structural molecule activity; protein binding. The transcript is spliced from 6 exons. Gene Ontology annotation, cellular component: dystrophin-associated glycoprotein complex; intracellular anatomical structure. The record is from RefSeq and is a predicted model, not a curated record.